Oryzias latipes (Japanese medaka) is the source of this 9408-nucleotide messenger RNA. It is a transcript of the gene cspg4ba, whose product is annotated as chondroitin sulfate proteoglycan 4ba. The record is from RefSeq and is a predicted model, not a curated record. NCBI's taxonomy places the organism in Eukaryota, Metazoa, Chordata, Actinopteri, Beloniformes, Adrianichthyidae. Gene Ontology annotation, biological process: anatomical structure morphogenesis.
GGCUCUUCUACCGCACGGUGUCCCAGUCUGCUCACCGUUCAACGGAGUUUUUCUGAGCCGCUGGACGCGCACAGGAGCGUGAAGCAGCGAGAGCCCCUGGUAAAUAUGUAACCGUGCAUCGAGAAACAUUCAUGUUUCCAACAAGACGAGGAGAAAAUGGAGCCAGCGGCGAAGAACCAGUUGUGGCUGCGCGGACUUGUGUGGUGGUCGCUCCUGAUCCGCCUGGUGUGGGGAGCUUCCUUCUAUGGUGACGGCUUUGUGCAGCUCAAGGCAGCAGAGUCGUCCGACCAGAAUGCGCUCCGCGUUCGCUUCCGGACGUCCACCACCGACGGCCUGCUGUUCCUCGCCGCCGGCCAGCCCAACUACUUGCUGCUGGAGUUUGUCGCCGGCCGCCUGCAGGUUAAAGCAGACUUUGGAUCGGGGCAACGAGUGUUGGAAUCAGAACGAGGCAUCCACCUCAAUGAUUUAGCCUGGCACAGUGUGGAGGUCCACCACUUCCAGCUUAACCUCACCCUGACUGUUGAUAAAAACUCACACACAAGUGUAAAGAUGCCAGGAACCCAUCAGCAUCUUCACAUUGUGGACGGUCUCUUCGUUGGAGGCUCAGGGGGCCUGGACAGAUCUUACUUGCCAAGAGACCUAACUGGCUUCCGAGGCUGCAUGGAGGAGGUCGUCUUCAAUGAACACGAGUUGCUGUUGUCACUUCGGCCAAACGCCGGAUACAAAAACGUUCACGAAGUGUCAUUAGGCUGCAGCCCCCAGUUCUUUGCCACAGUGGAAGAUCCGAUAAGCUUCUUCAGCUCUCGAGCAUAUAUUUCUUUUCCAACAUGGAAAGUCCAGCAAGCAGCUGUAUUCGAGUGUGUUGUGCACACUUCAGCUAAAGAAGGAAUUAUCCUCUACAGUUCAGCCCGAGACGGGGAUUUUGUGGCUCUGGAGAUUCAGGAAGGAUUACCAGUGGCUGUUAUUGGAAAAAGUGGAGUCAAAGUAGAGCUACGUUCACCCACUUUCAUCAGUGACAGGAAGUGGCAUGCGAUCAAAUUACAUUUCAGUUCCAGAAGCUUUGAGCUCUCUGUGGAUGGAGAGGUGUGGAAGAGCAGCAUCAGGGCUCGCUCAAAGGGACUCCACCUGAAAGGUUACAUGUUUGUCGGAGGUGUCGACGAUAGCACCAGAUCAGAUGUGAGGAAGAUGGGGCUCAUCUCUGUGUCCGGAAAGCGUGUCAGAGGCGGUUCCUUCAAAGGAUGCCUAAAGAACAUUGAAGUAAACGGAGUUAAGAUUGGUCUAUCUAGCGCUCUAGUCACCAAAGAUAUCUCUGUAGGCUGUGAGCCAGAAAGACCUCCAGAACUGCCUACGGCAGCUAGUCCCACUAGUACACCACAACCCCUUUUUCCCUUUGUAACGCCAACCCCAUCCUUUUACAUGUCUACCCUAGCAGCUGGCUUGGACAGAAAGUAUGGGUUGAAUUUUGUGCACUUUAAAAACCUUGUGGUCCCAGAGGGUGGUCGAGCGUCUCUCGAGGCAAAACACAUCAAAGUUUUUUUAGACUUUAAAAGUCUUGGUAUCAGACAGUCUCAAGUUGUGUUUAAAAUUCAAGAGCAACCAGUUAGAGGUCAGAUAAGGCUGGAUGUUGACCCAGACCAAGAGGAGAACACCUUUAGCAUGCUAGAUCUUUGGCACGGCAGAGUGAUGUACGUCCAUGGAGGCUCAGAGGAACCGGAUGACUUUUUCAUCUUUUCCCUGUUUUGUAAUACUAGAAAGCAAGUUCCUAAUUAUCUGAAGGACAAUAGACUGUACCGCUACAACAUUACAGUGACCCCUACCAAUGAUGCUCCUGAACUGAGCCUUCCUGAGGGAAACCUCUUCGUUCUGCUGGAGAACUCUAAGAAAUGCCUCACCUCAGAUGUUCUGAAAGCCACAGACAUAGACAGCAACCACACUGAGUUGGUUUUCUCUGUGCUUGGAAACCUGAACGUAGAUGCUGGCCAUUUGGAAAUCGAAAGCAACCCUGGCAUGGCAGUGACCACAUUUUCACAAGCAGACUUGGAUGAAAUGAGGGUGUACUAUGUUCACACGGGGGUUCGAAACUCCAGAAUAGUCCUCAGGGUUAGUGAUGGAGAAAAAGUCAGCAACACUGUGGUUUUAAGAGUCAUGGCCAUAGCACUGGAGUACGAGAUCGCCAACAAUACCGGGCUUAAGGUCGUUCAAGGAGAGGUGGCUGCCAUUGGUUCAAAGCAGUUAGCCGUAAAAACGAAUGCAGUCAAACAAGUUAUCGACAUCCGUUAUGAUGUUAUUGAAGCCCCGCAGUUUGGAGAACUUCAGAGGCUUCACUCAAGCGGUGAAUGGAGGCAUACAGAGUCAUUUUCUCAAAGACUUUUGGAAAAAGAGCGCCUGAGAUACAUGAACACUUUUCAAGAUGUCCAGACCUCCAACGUCACCGAUUAUUUUAAGUGCAAAGUUCAUAUAGCAGCAAGAGCAACCACGGAAAUACUUUUUCCAAUCACAGUGUCGUGGGUAAGGUACCGUUUGGUAAGGAACAUAAUGAUCAACAUGGAUAAAGUAAGGAAAGUGAGGCUUAGUUCGGACUAUCUUCUUGCCGCUGUUGAAGGUGUGACACUGUCAGACGAUGAGCUUUUCUAUCGAGUCCUCACCAUCCCAAAGAAAGGAAAGCUUCUUCUUGACAAUGAAGUGUUAACCAAGAACUCGACCUUCAGCCAGAAAAACUUAACAGAUCUAAAAGUCCAUUAUGUGUUAGUGGACAGACCAUUUGAAGAUACAACUGACAGGUUCAAAUUUCAACUGGUUUCCAAACAUGCUCAGUCGCAAAAUUCCGAUUUCCAGUUCUCCAUCAAAGCUGACAUCAACAAUGUGUUCAUCAAAAAUGAGGGUUUGUCUCUAAUGGAGGGAGAAAGCAAACUUAUCACAAAAGACGACUUGUUUGCUGAGACUUUGGGUACUAAGGACAUGUACUACACGGUGAUCAGCAGCCCCAGACACGGAAAGCUGGCCCGCAUCACUCAAUCUAAUUCUAACGCUAGCUACGACAACAUCUUCUUCUUUACCAAUCAGGAUAUAUUGGAGGAGCGGUUAAUGUACAUCCAUGACGACAGUGAAACCACUCUAGACGACUUUUACUUUAUAGCUUCCACCAGCCAAGAGUUUAAGUCUUCCAUCGCAGAAAAUGAAAUUGGUUCCAAAGAAGGAUGGUUUAACAUCACGAUUCAGCUAGUAAAUGACCAAAAGCCAAUUCGAAUAAUUGAUAAAGUUUUCCACGUCGUAAAAGACGGGCAGAAGUUACUCACCGUGGAAGAUCUGCGUUAUCACGACCCCGACUCAGACUUUGACGAUGGUCAGCUGGUCUACACGCGGCGUGGGAUCCCAGUGGGAGAUCUAGUGCUGGCCAAUGACUCCACCCAUCAGCUCUUACAGUUUCGACAGAGCGAUCUAGAAGAAAAAAAGGUGUUGUUCAUUCACAAAGGUGCAAGCUCUGGUCGGUUCGUGCUCUUCAUCUCUGAUGGGAAGCAUUUUGUGUCAAGCCUCUUGGACAUCAGCGCUCAAGACCCAUUCCUGAAGAUUGGCAAUAAUUCUGGUGUGUUGGUUCAAAAGGGGAAAUCUGUGACCUUUUCCAGCAAAAAUUUCAGCUUUAUAUCAAAUCUGGACCUCAGACAUGACACGGAGGUCAUUUUCACGCUGGAUGAGGCUCCCAAGUAUGGAGGCCUCUAUAACAAUCAAUCAAAGGUGGAGUCAUUCACACAGGAUGACUUAAAGAAGGGACUGAUCACCUAUCGGCACGAUGACAGCAAGUAUCUGGCUGAUUCUUUCAACUUGACUGUAAAGGCUAAAGGUCUGGAGUUGAAACAAAGAGUGGGGGUGAAGGUUUACCUGGAAAGUCAUCAGAGGCCCCCGAUCGUGCUUCGUCAGGAGCCUCUGCUGGUGGAGGAGGGAAAACCAGUUAAGAUUGAUGAGACCAAACUGGAGGUCACCCAUGAGGACAACCUGCCAUCGGAGAUCGUCUUUUCAGUGAAGGUAGCCCCGUCUCACGGCUUUCUCCGGCGUUUUGUUGAAGGGGAGAAGCGCUACAUCGGAAACAAACACUCACCCGUCGAGACGUUCACCCAAGACGACAUCAACAGCGGAAACAUUCAGUAUGUGCAGGUGGAGCCGGGCAAAGCUAACGACAGCAUCGUCCUGGACGCCAGCAACGGGGUCACUGUCGUCGGUGACAUUAGGAUGUCUGUCGACAUCAUCCCGCUGCUCAUCCCCCUCCACGCCUCUAAUUUCUCUCUGAAGGAGGGAGCUUCCAAGGCUCUGACUCAGGAUGUGCUCAAAGUCACCAACCGACACUUUUCAGGAAUCAACUUCUUCUAUAGCUUGACGGAGCCCCCGCAGCACGGUCACAUUGAGCAUUCCCGACAUCCUGGCGUGCCUGUAACCACUUUCACCCGGAGGCAGGUGGAACAUGAAUUUAUCUACUACGUCCACGACAGCAGCGAAAGCUUGGCUGAUCACUUCACUGUGGUGGCCAACGACACCAGCCUGAGAAAGCAGAGUUCACCCCAGACGGUGUUCGUGGACGUUACAGCUGUCAAUGACGAGUCUCCUGUCAUUACUGCCAACAGGGUCCUCCGGGUUUGGGUGUCGUCAGUCACAGAAAUCCGACAGGUAGAUCUGAGAGCGGAGGACCUGGACACCCUUCCUGAUGAACUGCACUUCAUGGUGACCCCGCCGAGCAACGGACACCUGGCUCUGAAGAGCGCCCCCAUGAGGCCAGUGCUGAACUACACACAGGCGCACAUAGACCAGGGUCAGCUCCUGUUUGUCCAUAAAGGUGCCAUGUCUGGCGGGUUCAGCUUCCAAGUCAACGAUGGAGUGAACUUUUCUCCGAGGCAGAUCUUCAGCAUCACCGCCAAAGCUUUAGUUCUCAGUCUGGAGAAAAAUGGCCCGCUCAAGGUGUUUCCAGGCUCUUCCACACCCAUCACUAAUGAUGAUUUACAAGCCGUGACCAACGACAUGAGCAACACCUCGCAUCGCAUCAUUAAAUUUAAUGUGAUUCAGCCUCCAAAACUGGGACGUCUGGUGGGGAAGCACCCUGACGGAGCCACAGUAGACAUCUCUACUUUCACCCAAGAUAUGGUGGACAGGAAAGAGGUUGUGUAUGUUCAAAGUGCCAUUGAAUCAGUGGGCUGGGAAGCCAUGGACUCCAUGACCUUGUCCGCAGCGUCUCCACCUGCCUCUUUGGAUGGGCAAACCUUCAAGAUAGACAUCUCCUAUGAGAAUACAGGACCUGAACACAACACAGUCCUCCUCGCAAACACAGGUGCCGAGGUCAAAGAAGGAGAGAGUGUUGUCAUUGAUAAGAACAAGCUGGAUGCCUCUAAUCUGAUGUCCAAGCUGCCAACCCCGGAUCGGAGCUCUAAUGAGGUCUGGUUUCAGGUGACCUCUCUACCUGAACAUGGCGUCAUUGUUGUGGGAGAGAGAAACCUCACUAAAGAGAAACCCAACUUCUCCCAGUUUAUCGUCAGCAAAUACGGCAUCACCUACAAGCACGACAACUCUGAGAGCACACGGGAUUCCUUUGAGUUCAGUGUAUGGGUGAAUCCCAAAGGCAGCACCGCACAACGUCCUCAAGAGGACAAGGAUGUUGUUGUGGAGCAUUUCAAUAUCACAAUUACACCGAUUAAUGACCAGCCUCCUCUGCUGAAAACCAAAUCUCCAGGUCUGACGGUGGUGCAGGGAGAUGUUGUUGCUCUGGGACCUGAGAACCUUAAAGUCGAAGACUUGGACAAUCCUCCUGAGGACAUCAGGUUCUCUGUGAUUAGCAAACCGGGCAAUGGUUACCUAGCUUUGGAGGGAACAUUGAAUGAGUCUGCAGUAGAGUUCACUCAAGCUCAAAUCAACAACAGAAGUGUCUUUUUCAUCCACGAUGGCAGCUCCGGCUCCGGGGUGUUCUACUUCAGCGUCUCUGACGGUCAUCACAAACCGAUAUACAAACUCUUUAACCUGGAAGUGACCGAAAUCUCCAUCUCUCUGGUCAACUAUAGCAGGGUGUUAUUGCAGCAAGGUGAGACCUCUGCUUCUUUGACGCAUUACAACCUUGCAGCUGUGACCAACGGAAAAAAUUCCACCAUGCACUACGAGAUUACAAAACCUCCAGCAUUUGGAAAACUUCUAAAGGACAACCAGAAGAUCACCCAGUUCACUCAGGAGGAUUUACAGACUGGUAGAUUGUCCUACCACAUGACCUCCCUGUCCUCCUCAGAAGACAGCUUUGAGUUUAGCGUCUUCACCUCAGAAGCGAAUCUGACCGCUAACAUCCUAAAUGUAUCUGUUACCCCUAGGAUACAUUUUUCUCCAGAUUUGAGGAUCCCCAAUGGAGUGACUUCCAAAUUGAACCCCAGUUUUGUCAACGUGUCUGAACUGGCUGGGAUCAGUAACAGUGACCCUGUUUUCAGCAUUAUUUCCCAUCCUAAGUAUGGUAAAGUUGUUCAGACAAAACCAAAAAUGGCUGUCAAGAUCCUGGAGUCCUUCACCUUUCAGGAUUUGUUGCAACAGGAAGUCGGGUUGGAGCUAAAUGCUAACAUUUCUGGAGCUGAGGGGCUAAAUGACUCAGUGGUAUUUAUACUGAAAGCUGACAAUGUUCAACCUGCUAGAGGGGAAUUCCAUUUCACAGUGGUUCCGUAUGACCCUGUGCUUUUUCCAACCACAAAGAGCCCACUCUCAACCCCGUCACCAGCUCCUCAGAUUCCUGUGAAGAUUAGCCGGAAUGGAACCGUUUCCCCAUCUCUGUCUACAGUUCUGCUCUCCACCCAACCCAGCAAGAGUCAGCAAAAGUUCAAAGGGCGCAACCGCUGGGGGAACUCGAGCAGAACUUCUCUGUACAGUACGACUUUGGGCAAACCAUCCCCACCGGAGGAGUUUCCCUUUCGAAACACGCCGGUUCGUGUCGAGUCCUACCCUCGAAAAUCCUCCAAUCCACUUCUGGUCAUCUUACCACUGCUGGCCCUUCUUCUGCUUAUAAUCAUCUUUGUGGUUCUGGUGGUCUUCCUGCGACACCACAGACAGAGAAAGCAAAACGCUGCUUCCUCUCGUGAGUCAUCGGAUCCUUCCUUUCCAAGCAGCCAAUCUUUCGCCGGGCCGUCUCAGAGGAGCACCACGGUCCCUGAAGUAACUGUCACUCCGUUAAACCCCACCGGAAGCCCUGUUCUGGAUCGGUUCUCAAAUCGAGGCUCGCCGUAUAACUCUGCUGAUUCAAAUCUCCUCGUGAGCUCCUGGAGCAAUGGCUCCACUGCAACAUCCUCCCAAAUUAUUAGAACUGCCACUCCAACCCUGCAGAGGAGCCAGUACUGGGUGUGACAUUCCCUGAAAAACUGGAAGAACGACGGCACAAUCAAAGAAAAUGAGUGAUGAAUGAUGUUAUCAGAUUAGUCAUAGAGAUUAGUUAUUUAUUCUAAAUCUGCAUCUGAUCCUCAAUGACUCUCAGCUGGCAGAAGUAUCAGUCAAACACUGCAGAUUGAUGGAGAAAUGUGGCGUAACAAAGCAAGAUUUAUUUAAUCCUUCUGCUCAUGAAGGUUUCUAAGGUGGGCUCCAUCUUUGUUUCUCUUUAAGCGUUCCUGCUCAGAGAUCUCAGAGAGAAUUCUGCUUCUGAACAUAUCAUAGGUUCAACAUGCCACAACACUGACCCCACAUGUCUGUUACAUCAGUUAUUACCUGUGGAGAAACAUCUAACUCCUCCAGUGUGAGGAGAAAAAUGAAAAACUUUGCCCAUGUCUGUUAAGGGAGCGCUGGCAGAGACCGUCCUGAUAUCAUUGCAAAACCGGAACUACAGCGGUUAAUAGUGUGGUGUUUAUCUUUUCUUAUAUCUCUUUGUGUCUGGGAAAUCUGCUGCCUCCUGUGAAUGAAAUGAUUUUUUUAAGGCGGAUGAAAUAUUGAAACCACAACCACUGACUGUGGAAAAACUGGUUACCCAGCAUGGACUGCUGCACUCUCGGUAUGAUGAAUGCAUUUACUUCAGAGUUUGCACAGCUGACGUGAACCGGCUCUAAGCUACGUUUGUACUGCCUCCAUUGUUGAGUGGUCCUCAUGCAUGCUGAAGCUUCACAGCCUGAAACUGAAUGACUGAGACCCACAUUGGAACAGAGAUUUAUCAUCUUCAGGCCGUGUCACGCAGCCACUACAUGCAUUUUGUGCAUUUACCACGUAUGAAAUUUCGGUCUUUCCUGCGUCACAUACGUAGUGUUUCUUGAGAACGCCAUUCAUCAAUUUGCGCAGACGUCCGUCGAAAUUUUCGGCCGUCGGGUCUUUACGUGAAUUUGGUUUUGAGUUGCUCAAAGUUUUUGAUGAGUUGAGAAAUACAGUUUAUGUGUAUUUUACUUAGUUCAUACGCAAUUAUUAUGUCAAUCUUACGCAAUUGUGUGCGAUUUUUGCGAGAUGCCUAAACAAAUUUGUGGUUUUCUAUGACAGUUCCACGUUUGUCUAACAGGCUUUUCACGCACAUAACUUUAAUAUACGGCACACAUAAAUUUACGUAAUCAACACAAAAAUCACUAAUGAAUUGCUUAUCAAUAAUCAUGCACUGUUCAUGUUCUACGUUGUUUUCACGUUUCUUUGUGUGGUCUAUUCGUACUUCUUUCCUGGUUUUAAAUUGGUUCAGUUGUGAUACAUCACCACAGCUUUUCUCACUUUUUCCACGUAUGACCAAUUUUCAUCCGAGGAAUAAGCGCAACAUGUACGUAGUGGCUGUGUGACACGGCCUUUAUUAAUCUGAUUGUUCAGAUCUUUUGUGCUUUUCACUGGAAGUUGUAGUUACUUUUGUAAGCUCAGGUAUUUGUUAGCAGUUACUUCAUGGUUGUGCUUGUCGUCAUGACGACUGAACCCUGUGAAAGCGCCAUUUGAGCUUUGCAGCAUCAAAACGGCGUGCUCUGGAUCACUGAUUUUUUUUUUGUUUUUGUUUUUUUUUUUUUACAUCUGUUGAAAAUGAACACAUUAUUGGUGUAGCUUUCAUUUGACUUGACACUGUUUUUAUUUUUGAAAUCCUUGCAGGCACUGAUUUUAAUGUAUUAAGCCUUAUUUUCCAACUUGAGAAUGAUGAGUGAAUUCAGCAUUUUUCUGUUCAAACUAUGCCACUUACUGAAAAGUAUUUUCAAGAUGAUUUAAAAAAAACAAGCUGGAAGGAAUGCAGAAUUAAACAUACCUGCAUAAGUUCCUGCUGAGGGUUUUGACUCCAUGGACUGAAGGUUACGCUGCUUGAAAGUGUCCGUUCUGCUGCUGCGACAAUCUGAAAAUUCAGAAACCCUUCUGUAUUACCUGUAGCCUAACGUGUAUUCCAGUGUGAUCUAAAUCAUGUGACUUGUGUAACAGAAGUGUCAUAUUUAUUAAUACAUUUAUUUUUAUUAAACAGAACAACGAUAAUCAACA